AUGAGCACCACAACGCCAUUAACAGCGGGUUUAUUCUCGACAAAUCGUUUUCCAUCGGAGAAUACGAAUACCAGAGUGACCCUCUAUCUUCCGAUCGGAUGCAUUAUUUUCAUCGUCAGGAUUUUUCUAGGUUUACAAACAUUUGUGGCAGCUUGUGUUUUACGAAAAACUCAUGCUUUGAGAGGUCUUGUGUUGAGAGUGAUGAGUGCACUGCUCGGUAUUGUAGCCACAUCAAGCGGGGAAAAAGAUGAAAGCGUUCGCGUUUUCGUGGCCAAUCACAUUUCAUGUUUGGACCAUAUGGCUGUUGACUUGAUCCGUCCUUGUCUUCUUCCCUCAGUUUGGGAUAUCCCAAAUGUGUUAAGAUGGUUAUUCGGGUAUGCUGACUUGGGAGUGAGAUCGGGAAGAGGAGAGUUAGUCAGACAGGCACGAUUGCAUAUCAAAAGCGAUGAUUUACCACUGCUUGCCCUGCCAGAAGCAGCGAUGACAAAUGGGAAAAAGGCACUUCUCCGUUUCUCUUCGUGGCCUUUCGAGGUUUCGGAUCGAAUUCAACCGUGCACACUUCGUUUAUCACGUCCAUUCUUCAACGUUGAGUCAACGAUAAUUGGAGCUUCAUGGUGGCAAGAUACGUUGUGGUUCCUUUUUUUGCCCUGUACAAUCAUCAAUGUGAAAUGGUUGCCAACGAUGCAAAGAGAUGAGAAUGAAUCAAUGGACUCCUUCCGAGACCGGGUUGCUCAAGCUAUUGCAAACGAGCUUGGCAUUGAGUUAAGCAAUUGGACUUCAGCCGAUGCAGUGGAGGCAGCCAAGAAAUAUCGACAAGAAACACAAAGACUGCGGAUAGCCCAAGGAACUCCAUCAAAACCGACAACAUCGAGGACACUCAUUGAUCCAAAAAGAAUGGAUGAAGUAGCAAUGCGAAUAAAGCAAAGUCACCCGACGGUCGCCUUGUUGAACAUUCGACGAGAUCUUGAGAAAACAAAAGAUAUGCAAAGUACAAUCGAGAGGAUAAAGAACGGCACAGUGAAGCCGAUCUCUACCGCAGAACACCUUUCGAACAAAAAAUCCCCCGGUUCUUCGCCAAACGAGUGGCACAGUCUAUACGAGGAGCGAAAAUGGACGAUGAUCGAGGAGAAUCGCGCGAAAUACCUCCAAAAACAUGUCGAAGAU
This is a messenger RNA of Mesorhabditis belari, 1164 nucleotides long. NCBI's taxonomy places the organism in Eukaryota, Metazoa, Nematoda, Chromadorea, Rhabditida, Rhabditidae. The record is from the annotation of a GenBank genome assembly.